Molecule: messenger RNA, 1825 nt
Organism: Sorex fumeus (smoky shrew)
Lineage: Eukaryota; Metazoa; Chordata; Mammalia; Eulipotyphla; Soricidae
Gene: CFAP53
Product: cilia and flagella associated protein 53
Exons: 8
Coding region: 120-1748 (542 amino acids)
Source: RefSeq, a predicted model, not a curated record
GGACCACGCACACGCUCCAACUCUGGCUGGAGGAAGUUACGAGUGCCAACCCUGGUCACCACGGUAACGGGGCCAACUUCCGCCUCCCCCCUUCUGCCCCUCACCCCGCGCGUUGCACCAUGGCAACCAGAACUUUGCGUCGCGGAAGCUGGUCAUUGCAGUUGGGAAGCCUCGGUGAAUACCGCCCCCAUCCCGAGGAGACUCCGAAAAUGUACAGCCAGCGGUUUGGCAUCGUACCGCGGGAGAUUAAGGGCCCUACUCCCAAAGUGGUGAUCGUGAGAGCCAAGCCUUCCAAAGAUCAACGGAGAGAACAGCUGAAAGACAUUAUAAGGAGCCAGCAGAAACACCAUGGUGUUUUGGCUGCUGUUAAAGAAAGGGAGCGGGAACGCUCCAAAGUCGAGUGGGAGCAGCACAUGGAUAAAAUAUGUGCGAACCGUCUUGUGAGAUCAAGAGUCAAGGAUGCCAUGCAAGGCUUUAUCCUCAACACGGAAGAAAGGCGAAAUAAGCUACGCAAACUUUUAGCGGCAGAAGAAGAUGAAUAUUUUGAGGAAAUGCAAUUGAAAGAAGAUAAAAUUGAGGAAAGAAAGAAUAAAAUGAAAGAGAAAAUCAGCUUACUAAGAGCGGAGAAAGAAAGAGAGAGACAGAAUUUUGUGGCUGAAAAGUUAGACCAGCAAUUCAGGGACAACUGUGAGGCUCUCCGCAAUGCAGCGAUGUUUACUCGUCAGCAGAAGGUGGCCGAGGAGCGGAAAGCUCAGGUAGCAUUCAACGAGGAGCUGAGAAGGCAGAAGCUGGAGGAGGAGCAGAUAUUCUCCAGGCUCUGGGAGGAAGACCGGCUGGCCAAGGAAAUGCGAAAUAAUGAGGAGAUGCUGCGGCAGCAACAGCUGGUGGAGAACACCCGCCUGGGGCUGAAUGCCCAGGUGACAGGCAUCAGGGCACAGAGGAUGGCGGCGCAGCGGUUGAAGGAAGAGGAGGCACUCCUCGUGGAAGAUGAGAUUGCACGGGUCAAGCACGAGAACGAAGUGGAAAGGCUAAAGAAGCUGAAGGCAAAGCAGGAAACCAGGACCAACCUGAACAAGGCUCUCCAAGAGAAGAUGGAGCGCAUGCAGCAGGAGUUCAGGGAGCAGCAGGAUUUGGACAUGAAGCUCGUGCAUGAUGCCCUCCAGGACAUAGAGGAAGAGACUCAUCAAAAGCAGCAAAGAAAAGAAGAGCUGAAAAGAGAACAGAAGCUAUAUAAUCAGUAUCUGGCAGAACGACGCGAGGAAGAAAGAGCUCAUGAGAAAGAACUGGACAGAAUUUUAGAAGAAGAGAAGAAAAAGAAGAUGGCUGAGCAGGAGUCAGAGCUGAGACUUGAGAAAGAAGCAAGGAAAAAACUUAUAGACGAGGUCAUGUGUACAAGAAAACUUCAAGUUCAAGAGAAGUUGCAACGAAAAGCAAGAGAACAGGAAGAACUUGCUUUGGAGCAGGAACGCAUAAAUGAAGGUCUUAAAGUACUCAACCGUGAAGAGAGGGAGAACUUUGCAAGACGUUGCCGCCUGAUCCAAGAGUAUAGGAAGCAACUGCAGAUGCAAAUAAGCUACCAGCAGCAAGCCCAGGAAGCGAAGAAGGAAGAGGAACGCAGGGAGUUUGAAGCAGGAUUGGCAGAACAGAAGAUUUUCACGGACAAGCUCACAGCGCUGCUGAAUAUCGAACAGUUGCCCAAGUCCGUUCAUCCCAUGAGGAGGGAGCGCCUGAAGAACCACCCAUACUAGCUUUAUAAACAUCAGAGUGUUUCUGUUGUUUUUUAAUUACUACUGCUUGUAUGUUUGCAUUUUUCUCUGCGCACAGG